Messenger RNA from Vanessa tameamea, 1367 nucleotides. Its product is annotated as C-type mannose receptor 2-like. The transcript is spliced from 6 exons. Bases 83 to 1045 code for a protein of 320 amino acids. Lineage: Eukaryota; Metazoa; Arthropoda; Insecta; Lepidoptera; Nymphalidae. Gene Ontology annotation, molecular function: signaling receptor activity. The record is from RefSeq and is a predicted model, not a curated record.
CAGUAUAUUUUCCUUGUGUGGCCCCGAGUGUUCGACCGCACGCCAGCUUGCCUAACUAGCUCUCGACACCGAUGUGAGCAACAUGGCAUUUAAGACGUGCACAAGUUUUAUAUUUAUAACACUAUUUUACAAAGUAUCUGAGAGUAAACAUUUCCGGUUUGAUUACAAUUUUCACGAGGAAGCCGGGGGAUGGUUGAAGCUUCAUCGCAUACCAGCGACAUGGCACGAUGCUUGGCUUCGGUGUCACCUUGAAGGUGCAAUGUUGGCUUCUCCGAUUAAUAUAUUCGUAGAGACUGCCAUUAGGAAUGAGAUGGUAAAAAAUCGCGUCACAUGGAAUGGAAUUUUCUCCGGAUUUCAUGCAACUUUCUCUAAAGGAGAUUUCUUCUCCGUCGAUGGUGUGCCGUUAAACAGAGUCUCAAUAGAAUGGAUGCCAACAGAACCUGAUAAUAAAAAUAAUGACGAGGACUGUAUUCUAUUUGCUGUUAAUGGAACGAUAGCUGACAUCAACUGCAAUGAAGUCCAUCCUUAUAUGUGCUAUAAGAAGAUAUCUAAAAAUAUGAUUGUUAAUGGUUGUGGUACUGUCGAUAAAGAAUACUCUCUAGACCCGAAUACAGGAAGUUGUUACAAAUUUCAUCGCAUCGCGAGAAACUGGACGCGGGCCUUUAUGACGUGUGCAGCCGAGGGGGGUCAUCUCGCUGUCAUCAACAGUGAGACCGAAGCUAAUGUGUUGAGAGAGAUAUUUGCUAAGCAUCCUCAAAAUUCAAUACGCUCAAACCUGCCGGGUAUCAUGCGUGAAUUAAUACAUGUCGGCUUUCACGAUUGGAACGAAAGAGGCAUAUGGACCACGAUACACGGAACUUCCCUCAUGGAGGCUGGCUUCGAUCUUUGGGCGGAAAAUCAACCAGACAAUGCAUCCCCUGGCGAAUACUGUGGGGGUAUGUUCCGAAACGGUCGCUUAGACGAUGUCUGGUGCCACGAAAGAGGGCCAUUCAUCUGUGAAAAAUCACCAGAAAGUUUACUAGCUGACGUUGAUGAUUUAGAUUAAUUAGGAAAAUAUGUUCAAAAUGUCUAUUAGUAAUAUCAAAAUGUAAUUUAAAAUUAUACUUGUUCAUUGUAAGUUACUCGGACGUCCGUUACAAUUCGCUCAUUCACUAAUCGCAAAAUCGUAUAUAUUUAUUCCUACUUUAUAGUAACUGACAGUUAAACGUCAGUCAUUUGAAGGUCAUCCGUUGUUCGGAAAAUAAUUGUUAAAAUAGUCUAGUUAAAGUAGAAGAUUAUCAUAAAUUUUAAAUGUGAAUUAUAAAUCUGAUACUAUGGGUGAUUUUUUUAACGUAUAACAUGAAUCGUCGGAAAUUCUCGAACGACGA